Molecule: messenger RNA, 2847 nt
Organism: Globicephala melas (long-finned pilot whale)
Lineage: Eukaryota; Metazoa; Chordata; Mammalia; Artiodactyla; Delphinidae
Gene: CYP2E1
Product: cytochrome P450 family 2 subfamily E member 1
Biological process (GO): xenobiotic metabolic process; epoxygenase P450 pathway
Cellular component (GO): intracellular membrane-bounded organelle; cytoplasm
Molecular function (GO): oxidoreductase activity, acting on paired donors, with incorporation or reduction of molecular oxygen, reduced flavin or flavoprotein as one donor, and incorporation of one atom of oxygen; arachidonate epoxygenase activity; iron ion binding
Source: RefSeq, a predicted model, not a curated record
CUAGCGGCCCCCCCGCACCCCCCCCCCCGGGUCCUGUCUCUCGACAGGACCCUCUCCCCCGCUGUCUUCAGCACCCGGUGCGCACACCGCCACCUUCCCACAGUCCAUCCCACUCCACCCGCCCCAAACCCUAACCUCUCCCACCCCACCCUCUCCCGUUCCUCAUUUCCAUCCUUCCCGGGGUGGGUGUGUCCCAGACACAGGGACCAAAGAAUGCGACGUCGGACCCUGAGCUCCUGACCGCGGUGCACAGAGAGGGGAGGACGGCUCUCCAGGGCCCCAUGGUGUCCGAGUCCCAGAGCAGCACCCCCUCGUGGGCCCCCCUCCUCCCGCCCUUUAGUGCCCACUGUUCAGGCUCCUCCGGGGGUCCUCAGGUAGCCCCGCCACCGGUAACCCGACUGCUCAAGCCAGCGGGCCUCCCCGGUCCUGGCCGGAUUGGACUCUGGGGCCACGUCUGAAAUGGUGCUGUCUUGCUUCCCAAGGCUGGUUUGUCCUCUGGAAUCUCUUCCCCUCCACCCACUGACUCUAGGCCUUCACCCCAGCCACUCCACCUGGGGACACCAGGCCCUCUUGAUGGUGUCAGAGGUGGGCACAGGGACCUCCUGAACUUCAGAGGGUUGUUAUGUGAUUCGAUCUCUCAGCUUCCAUCAGACCCUCGUGGUCCCUGGAGGCUCAGCACCGCUGCUCCACACGUUCUCCUGGGCAAUCUCAGGGCCUGUGGGUUUCAAAUGCCACCUGGGCCAGAGGGGCAGCGGCCAAGUAGAGAGCCUCCCGCCCAGCCUCAGGGACUGGGCUGCUGUGGUGAUGGAUGGCAGGAGGGGUAGGGACAGAAAUGGGGGUUCGUCCAAGGUUUGCAUUCUCUGGUUGAGCCCCCCCCACCCCCGGUCCCACGCACAGAACGGCCCCCAGCGUGUUGCUCACCCCAAGGAAACAAGGGCGUUUCUCUGACGGUAUCAGGAAGCACCUGGAAGCCCCGGCGCGGUGUGGGGCCUGCUGGGGACAGCUGCCGCUUUGGCCUCUCGGCGUCCUUUCCCUGUUCCGGUCGAAGCAUCCUUGUGUGUGCCCUGGGGAGCCAGCCCUCUCUUACGUUCGGCCCAUGGGGGUCUGACUGUGACUGCCCCCUCCCCUGGUCUUGUGAGGGGAUGUGGCAUGCCCUGUGGCUCUUCCUGGCCACGUGGACCUGCUUCCCAGUGUAAGGCCCCUGGCCGUGGUCUGAGCUGCUGAGAGAGGCCGCUCUCCUUCCGCGGGAGGCUGUGCCUGGAGCCGUUGCAUGCGAGGACCUGUCACCCUCGUGGAGCCUUCACAUGGAGCCCGAGGGCAGGAGUGUCCGCAUGAGUCGGCAGAUCCCCGGAAGGCACCAUGGCCGCCCUGGGCAUCGUGGUCGCCCUGCUGGUGUGGAUGGCCACCCUGCUGCUCAUCUCCAUCUGGAAACACAUCUACAGCAGCUGGCAACUGCCCCCUGGCCCUUUCCCACUGCCCAUCGUUGGGAACAUUUUCCAGUUGGAAUUUAAGGAUAUUCCCAAGUCCUUCACCAGGCUGGCAGAGCGUUUCGGCCCGGUGUUCACCCUGUACCUGGGCUCACGGCGCUUCGUGGUCCUGCACGGCUACAAGGCCGUGAAGGAGGUCCUGCUCGACUACAGGAAUGAGUUUUCUGGCAGAGGAGAAAUCCCCGCGUUCCGGGUGCACCAGGACAAAGGGAUUAUUUUCAAUAAUGGACCGACCUGGCAGGACACCCGGCGGUUCUCCCUGACCACCCUCCGUGACUUCGGGAUGGGGAAACAGGGCAAUGAGCAGCGGAUCCAGAGGGAGGCCCAGCUCCUGCUGGGGGCGCUCCGGAAGACCCAUGGCCAGCCCUUCGACCCCACCUUUGUCAUCGGCUUCGCGCCCUACAACGUCAUCUCCGACAUCCUCUUCCACAGACGCGCUGACUACAACGACAGGACGGCCCUGAGGAUGCUGAGUCUGUUCAAUGAGAACUUCUACCUGCUCAGCACACCCUGGAUCCAGCUUUAUAAUAAUUUCUCAGGCUGUAUACGUUACCUGCCUGGAAGCCAUAGAAAACUAAUGAAAAAUGUGUCUGAAAUAAAAGAGUACGCUCUAGAAGGAGUGAAGGACCACCAGAGGUCGCUGGAGGCCAGCUGCCCCCGAGACUUCACUGACACCAUGCUGUUGGAAAUGGAGAAGGAAAAACACAGUACAGACCCUGUGUACACUUUGGACAACAUUGCCGUGACCGUGGCUGACCUGCUCUUUGCGGGGACAGAGACCACCAGCACCACCCUGAGAUACGGGCUCCUGAUUCUCAUGAAAUACCCGGAGGUCGAAGAGAAACUUCAUGAGGAAAUUGACAGGGUGAUUGGGCCAAGCCGAAUCCCUGCCAUCAAGGACAGGCUGGAUAUGCCCUACCUGGAUGCCGUGGUGCAUGAGAUUCAGCGAUUCAUCGACCUCAUUCCCUCCAACCUGUUCCACGAAGCAACCCGGGACACAGUGUUCAGAGGAUACGUCAUCCCCAAGGGCACAGUCAUAAUUCCGACACUGGACUCCCUCUUGUAUGACAGCCAAGAAUUCCCCGGACCAGAGAAGUUUAAGCCAGAGCACUUUCUGAAUGAAAAUGGAAAGUUCAAGUACAGUGACCAUUUCAAGCCAUUUUCCGCAGGAAAGCGGGUGUGUGUUGGAGAAGGCCUGGCUCGCAUGGAACUGUUCCUGUUCUUGGCCUCCAUCCUGCAGCACUUUAACUUGAAGUCGCCAGUGGACCCCAUGGAUAUCGACCUCAGCCCCAUCGCAGUUGGGUUUGCCAAGGUCCCCCCCCAUUACAGACUCUGUGUCAUUCCCCGCUCACAAGUGUGA